Triticum turgidum subsp. durum (durum wheat) is the source of this 1212-nucleotide messenger RNA. The record is from the annotation of a GenBank genome assembly. NCBI's taxonomy places the organism in Eukaryota, Viridiplantae, Streptophyta, Magnoliopsida, Poales, Poaceae.
AUGGCGGCCACCAUGACCGUGGAGGAGGUGAGGAAGGCGCAGCGGGCGGAGGGGCCGGCCACCGUGCUCGCCAUCGGCACGGCGACGCCGGCGAACUGCGUGUACCAGGCCGACUACCCCGACUACUACUUCAAGAUCACCAAGAGCGACCACAUGGCCGACCUCAAGGAGAAGUUCAAGAGGAUGUGUGACAAGUCGCAGAUCAGGAAGAGAUACAUGCACCUAACGGAGGAGAUCCUUCAGGAGAACCCCAACAUGUGCGCCUACAUGGCGCCCUCCCUGGACGCGCGCCAGGACAUCGUCGUCGUGGAGGUCCCCAAGCUCGGCAAGGCGGCCGCGCAGAAGGCCAUCAAGGAGUGGGGCCAGCCGCGGUCCAAGAUCACCCACCUCGUCUUCUGCACCACCUCCGGCGUCGACAUGCCCGGCGCCGACUACCAGCUCACCAAGAUGCUCGGCUUGCGCCCCUCCGUCAAGCGCCUCAUGAUGUACCAGCAGGGCUGCUUCGCCGGCGGCACCGUGCUCCGCCUCGCCAAGGACCUCGCCGAGAACAACCGCGGCGCGCGCGUGCUCGUCGUCUGCUCCGAGAUCACCGCGGUCACCUUCCGCGGCCCGCACGAGUCCCACCUCGACUCGCUGGUCGGCCAGGCGCUCUUUGGCGAUGGCGCGGCCGCGGUGAUCGUCGGCGCCGACCCCGACGUGUCCGUGGAGCGUCCCCUGUUCCAGCUCGUGUCCGCGAGCCAGACGAUCCUGCCGGACUCCGAGGGCGCCAUCGACGGCCACCUCCGGGAGGUCGGGCUCACCUUCCACCUGCUCAAGGACGUGCCCGGGCUCAUCUCCAAGAACAUCGAGCGUGCGCUAGAGGAGGCCUUCAAGCCACUGGGCAUCGACGACUGGAACUCCGUCUUCUGGAUAGCGCACCCAGGCGGCCCGGCGAUCCUUGACAUGGUCGAGGCCAAGGUAAACCUCAACAAGGAGCGGAUGCGCGCCACCAGGCAUGUCCUCUCCGAGUACGGCAACAUGUCCAGCGCCUGUGUCCUCUUCAUCAUGGAUGAGAUGCGCAAGCGCUCUGCCGAGGAUGGCCACGCCACGACCGGCGAGGGAAUGGACUGGGGCGUCCUCUUCGGCUUCGGCCCCGGCCUCACGGUGGAGACCGUCGUCCUCCACAGCGUCCCCAUCACCGCCGGGGCAACCAUGCAUUCGAUCUCCUGUUAG